UUUUUCAGACGUUACUAACACGUUUGAGACUUCCGGUGUGCAGGAUACCGCUGCGCGUAUUUCAGGCGGUGGAGAGUGGAUGCUGAUGGGGGACGAAAAGGACACCUGGAAAGUAAAAACACUUGACGAAAUCCUACAAGAGAAGAAACGCAGAAGAGAAUUAGAAGAGAGAACAGACCCCAAACGCCAGAAAAAUUUCACCCAAGGCCCUGUUCCACAGGCGGAUGAUCGGGAAGCCAAACGAGAUACUCCGGAGGAAGGAGAACUACGGGAUCAAAGAAUGGAAAUAACAAUUCGUAAUUCCCCGUACACACGGGAAGACUCAACAGAAGACAGAGGAGAUGAAGACGAAUCACUAGCAAUCAAGCCUCCACAGCAAAUAGCAAGAAAAGACAAAUCUCACCACAGAAAGGAGGAGAAGAGAAAAGAUAAAAGACGCCGUCGGAGUCACUCUGCUGAAGGAGCAGGGAAACAUGCACGACCCAAAGACAAAGAAAAAGAGCGAGAGAGUGAUCGCAGAAAACGGCAGUGGGAAGAAGACAAAGCCAGACGAGACUGGGAGAGGCAAAAAAGAAGAGAACAGGCCAGAGCUCAUUCACGUAGAGAGAGAGCUCUGGACAGACCUCAAUUGGACUCUCCUGGGUUUUUUUUGGACCACAGGGACCGGCUUGAACAGCUGGAACGCCAGCGUGAACGAGACCGUAAGCUGCGUGAACAGCAGAAAGAACAACGCGAGUUGAAAGACAGGGAAAGGAGGGCCGAGGAGCGGCGCAAAGAGAGAGGUGGUCGACGAGAAGUGCCAUCUCACCAUCGGAUGCUACCUGAUGAGUAUGGUGACAAGCCAAAACAAAGUAACCGCAGCCGAAGUCCUCCCCGCGUUCCUCGUGACAGAUCAGAGCAUGGUGAACCACGGAAAAGUGCAAUGUCAAAGGAGGAGAAACCGGAAGGCAAAGAUCUGCUCACAGACCUCCAGGACAUCAGUGACAGUGAAAGAAAGACCAGCUCUGCAGAGUCUUCCAUGGCAUCGGGGUCAGGAUCUGAUGAAGAGGAAGAAGAUGAUGAUGAAGAGGAGUCCAGCAGCCAGAGUGAGGGUGAAGAGGAGGAAGGAGAGGAGGAGUCUGUAUCAGGAUCAGAGCGGUCUGAGCAGAGUGCAGAGGACGUGAGUGAAGAUGAGCAGUCAGAGGAAGACUUUGAGGAAGAGAGAGAAAAUGGAAACCACAUCCCUGCAGUGCCAGAGUCACGGUUUGAUCAUGACUCUGAGGAGAGUGGUGAAGACAUGGGGGAAGAAGAAGAAGAGGAGGAGGAAGAGGAUGAAGCAGGAGAAAAUGACCCCACACCACAGUCUCAGACUCAUUCUCGCUCUGCCACACCUGAAGAGAACUACAUCCCAGACUCACCUCCUAUUUCACCUGUGGAGCUGAAGAAAGAGCUGCCUAAAUACCUGCCUGCUUUACAAGGUUGUCGCAGUGUUGAGGAAUUCCAGUGCUUGAACCGAAUCGAGGAGGGAACCUACGGUGUUGUGUACAGAGCCAAGGACAAAAAGACAGAUGAAAUUGUGGCUCUGAAGAGAUUGAAGAUGGAGAAAGAGAAGGAGGGCUUCCCCAUCACCUCUUUAAGAGAAAUCAACACAAUCCUAAAAGCUCAACACCCAAACAUCGUCACAGUGAGGGAAAUAGUUGUUGGAAGUAACAUGGACAAGAUCUACAUCGUGAUGAACUAUGUAGAACACGACCUGAAGAGUCUGAUGGAAACCAUGAAGCAACCCUUCCUGCCAGGUGAAGUCAAGACUUUGAUGAUUCAGCUCCUUCGAGGUGUCCGACAUCUCCACGAUAACUGGAUCCUCCAUCGGGAUCUGAAGACAUCUAACCUGCUGCUGAGCCAUAAAGGGAUCCUCAAGAUUGGUGACUUUGGUUUGGCCCGAGAGUACGGUUCUCCGCUGAAGCCCUACACCCCUGUGGUGGUGACCUUGUGGUAUCGAUCACCAGAGCUGCUGCUUGGAGCCAAGGAGUACUCAACGGCUGUGGACAUGUGGUCAGUGGGCUGCAUAUUUGGCGAGCUCCUCACCCAGAAACCCCUUUUCCCUGGAAAAUCUGAAAUUGACCAGAUUAACAAGAUUUUCAAGGACCUUGGGUCACCCAGUGAGAAGAUCUGGCCCGGCUACAGCGAGCUGCCUGCUGUGAAGAAGAUGACUUUUACAGAGUAUCCCUACAACAACCUGCGAAAGCGCUUUGGGGCGCUUCUCUCAGACCAAGGCUUUGACCUCAUGAACAAAUUCCUCACCUACUGUCCCAGUAAGAGGAUUUUAUCAGACGAGGCGCUCAAGCACGAGUACUUCCGCGAGACACCACUGCCCAUCGACCCGUCCAUGUUCCCCACUUGGCCGGCCAAGAGUGAGCAGCAGAGGGUGAAGAGAGGCACCAGUCCUCGUCCACCCGAGGGAGGCCUGGGCUACAGUCAGCUGGGCGACGAUGACCUGAAGGACACAGGCUUCCAUCUGACGACCAGCAACCAGGGAGCAUCUGCAGUUGGUCCAGGAUUCAGCCUCAAGUUCUGAGGCCAGACACUACAGGACGCCUCGCUGUCUUACUGAGAAGAGGAGCAAAGAGUUCUGGGACUACUUAUGGAACUGGACAGUGUCCUUGGUUUAUACCGUUAAACCAAAUCAUUCUCUGAAAAACUAUCACCGAAUAGUCAGGACUGUUUCACAGCGAGACUAGUGGCAACAAAUGUGAUGAUUUUUGAGACUUUUCCCCCAACAUCCCUGCUUCAUCUCUUUUUUUUUGAAGCCAUUCACCAUCUUAAAUGUUUUUUUUAGCUCUUAAGGAGGAGACGUACAGAACCAUAAAUCUGUUGGAGGUUUAGCUGUUUUGUUUUAUUUCCCGUGUAUACUUCAUGAGAGGACCAGAUUUUCUAAAUGGUUGGUAUUUCCUGGCUGCCUGAGCUACUGUAUAAUGAUGCAGCGUUGGCCGUGCGCUCCAUCCAGCAUUAUGUCAGAAAUUUACUUUGGGCUGUCAGGUCACCUCAUGACAGGAGGAAACUGUUUUUGCUAGAAAUAAAGUUUGAAACUUUG
This is a messenger RNA of Cheilinus undulatus (humphead wrasse), 3070 nucleotides long. RefSeq names its product cyclin-dependent kinase 11B (gene cdk11b). The coding region runs from base 80 to 2554 and encodes 824 amino acids. Gene Ontology annotation, cellular component: nucleus. Gene Ontology annotation, biological process: protein phosphorylation; regulation of mitotic cell cycle. The record is from RefSeq and is a predicted model, not a curated record. Lineage: Eukaryota; Metazoa; Chordata; Actinopteri; Labriformes; Labridae. The transcript has 20 exons. Gene Ontology annotation, molecular function: ATP binding; cyclin-dependent protein serine/threonine kinase activity.